Molecule: messenger RNA, 3791 nt
Organism: Photinus pyralis (common eastern firefly)
Lineage: Eukaryota; Metazoa; Arthropoda; Insecta; Coleoptera; Lampyridae
Gene: Gprk1
Product: G protein-coupled receptor kinase 1
Exons: 13
Coding region: 146-1873 (575 amino acids)
Biological process (GO): regulation of signal transduction; G protein-coupled receptor signaling pathway; protein phosphorylation
Molecular function (GO): G protein-coupled receptor kinase activity; ATP binding; G protein-coupled receptor binding
Source: RefSeq, a predicted model, not a curated record
CUUAUUAUUUAAGGACUUUUGUGAAAACGUAUCCGAAGUGCCGGUUCCUGAAUUACGGUUUUACGAAGAGAUAAAGGCGUACGAGAAAUUGGAAACGGUAGAGGAGCGACUGAAGUUAACAAGAGAAAUCUACGAUAAUUUUAUUAUGAAAGAACUUUUAUCCCACACUCAUGACUAUUCCAAGGAGUGCUUGCAGCACGUUCAAAAGCAUCUACUAAAAAAUGAUGUUCCCGUUUCAUUGUUUGAGCCUUACAUAGAAGAAAUUUAUAAUCACUUAAGGGAUGAGCCGUUUAAAAAAUUUUUAGAAAGUGAAAAAUAUACUAGAUUUUGUCAGUGGAAGAAUUUAGAAUUAAAUAUACAGUUAACAAUGAACGAUUUUAGUGUGCAUAGGAUAAUAGGACGAGGCGGUUUCGGAGAAGUGUACGGAUGCCGGAAGGCGGACACGGGGAAGAUGUAUGCCAUGAAAUGUUUAGAUAAGAAAAGGAUAAAAAUGAAGCAGGGGGAGACGUUAGCUUUAAACGAACGAAUUAUGUUGUCGCUAGUGAGCACCGGUCAAGACUGUCCUUUUAUAGUUUGUAUGACGUACGCGUUUCAUACACCCGAUAAGUUAUGUUUUAUAUUGGAUUUAAUGAACGGCGGCGAUUUGCACUAUCAUCUAAGUCAGCAUGGUGUCUUUAAUGAAUCGGAGAUGAAGUUUUACGCCGCUGAAGUAAUUUUAGGUUUGGAACACAUGCAUAGGAGGUAUAUUGUAUAUAGGGAUUUAAAACCUGCCAAUAUUUUAUUAGACGAACAUGGACAUGUUCGAAUAUCCGAUCUUGGAUUAGCCUGUGAUUUUUCUAAGAAAAAACCUCAUGCCAGUGUAGGAACUCAUGGAUACAUGGCACCAGAAGUAUUAUCUAAAGGUACUGCCUACGAUUCUAGCGCAGACUGGUUUAGUUUUGGUUGUAUGUUAUAUAAAUUACUUAAAGGGCAUUCGCCCUUUCGUCAGCACAAAACCAAAGACAAGCACGAAAUUGAUAGAAUGACUUUAACAAUGAACGUAGAGCUACCCGAUUCGUUUAGUAAGGAAUUAAAGUCACUCUUAGAGGGCCUGCUUCAAAGGGACGUGGACAAACGGUUAGGAUGUAAAGGAAAUGGUUCGGACGAAGUCAAAGAUCACCCGUUUUUCGGCGGGAUCGAUUGGCAACAAGUGUACCAUCAAAAGUACACGCCGCCCUUGAUUCCUCCGCGGGGCGAGGUGAACGCGGCGGACGCCUUCGAUAUCGGCUCCUUCGACGAGGAGGACACCAAGGGCAUUAAGCUAACCGACGCCGAUCAAGAGUUAUAUAAGAAUUUUCCGCUGGUAAUAUCGGAACGAUGGCAGGCUGAAGUUGCGGAGACCGUUUUUGAGACGAUCAAUUUUGAGGCCGAUAAGGCGGAACACAAAAAGAAGGCCAAACAGAAAAAGCUGUUCGACUUGGAUGAGAAAGAAUCGGACUGCAUUCUACACGGGUACAUUAAGAAAUUAGGCGGUCCCUGGACAACCAGUUGGCAAAUGCGGUACGCAAAGCUGUACCCGAACAGGCUGGAGCUUCAUCCCGACUCGGCGAAGCCCGAAAUGGUCUUCAUGGAUCAGGUGGAGGAAGUCAGUCCAGAGUUAGUUCAAGUGAAAAACGAACAGUGUAUUGUAGUGAGAUUGCGAGAGGGUAAAGUGGUGCUGACCAACCCCGACGAAAUAGGCCUAAAGGAAUGGUUAACGUCACUCAAGUCGGCGCACAAGAUAUCUCAGGAGCUUUUAGGGUCGAUGGCGAAGAAAGCGGGUAAAAUAUACGGCACAGACUCAAACAAUUUGAAUAGAAAUGCGAUAAUAGCUCGUAACGCGAACGGCAACUGAGCUACUCGUAAGAAAUUCCCCCGUGCCCCGAUCCUUACUACCCUCUGUGUGAUUGAUGCGCUUGUGUUGCGGUUAGAAGAAUUAUGUUUAAUCCCUCCCCUUAUUGCACACAUUGGCACUACUCUUAAGGCACUAUUUAUAUAACCGAAAUCAUGACAAUUUCUUUCCAUUCGAUUUGUUCUACUUUUUUAGACAAAGGGGAGGUAUUACGUUAUUCGAUAAGGUUGGGACCGUGUACAUUACUGAACGAACGAAAUAAUUCGUCUCACUGGUAUCAACACCAAGCUUGUAAGUCACUAGAAUAGCUUUCUUUGCCGACCGCUAAUCAUUUCGAUACUUACUAAAUUGGCAUUAUCGACGCAAUAAGAAAUUUUUAGGUUAAGUUUUUACGUACCUGGUCGUUUGGUUCGAAUGCGCGUGCGCGCGCUCGUCGGGAGAUUGUAUCACUUGGUAUUAUUGACGAGAACUUCUAUUUAUUAUACCUACUCUACGUUUUGUACAAUUUUGUAAAUAAUUUAAGUGUGCAAUAAGUAGAUAGAGAUAGAUGGGAAACUGCUACAUUUUUAAAAAUAGUUAGCGAAUAAAGGAAUAAAUUAAAGCCUACAUUUAUGAGACGUAUUGGCCCAGUGUACUACUUAUACUUUAUAUGUGCAUUAUUAAUAAUGUUUUUAUAGAUAUUGUAGAUAAUAUUUUAAUAACAACUUAAGUUAUUUUCUAUUUUUCAUGGGAUAGCCAUGCCAGUGUAUUAGUACCGAUUGUACGUUCAAAAUGAUCGCUACCCUCCCUCUUUUGGAUGUAUAUUAUAGCAGCCAAAAACGAGCGAUUUUUGUAUUUCUCCACCAAACAAAACAGUUUCUAAGAAAUUAUUUUGUGUGGACACAUUUUCGAUGAUUUUUAUUUGGUCGAGAACAGCGCCCUCUAUACUUUCUUCAAUAGCACCAGUAAUUGAUUGUUUUUUUUGUAUGCUUGGGAUUCCGGCUCUACCAACCUUUAUAACAUUCUCAAUUUCAUUAAAAAGCACUAUAUUUUCUGGUGAACGUUGAAUUAAAAGGUCAAAUGGCUCAAAAGCUUAAGAACUCCUUGCAAGUAGGAGAAAAAGGCGUAAUUUGGGACAAGGGACGAGGAAUAUUAAAUUUUGUCACACAUCAUUGGUGUUUCUAUGAAAAAGUAAGCACUCACUAACCGGGUUGGAAUUAAUUGGUGAAGCACAAGCACCAGAAAUUUAAGUGAGCUUCUUCAUAAUUGAAGGUAAAUUGUGUGCUGCUUUUACGAAACGCAUAAUAAUCGCUCAACGAAAUUCAAUACGCAUUUAAGACCUUUGAAAUUUUGAACGUACAGGUACAACUUUGUGUAAAUGAGGUGUAGAUUUCUCUCCAAACUCUUAAAGAAAACAAGCAAAAAAAAACGUGUACAGAUUCUUCUUCUUCCUGUAGCCUUACUCGUACGUUUAAGUAUUAAUAAAACAAAUUUUGUAAUACAAUUCAAGGUUUUAAAACGCGAUAUGUGUUCAUGCAAAUUUUUGAAUCAAAAAACCACACACGAUUUACGUGUUAUCAGGAAAACGCACACAUAGCAAGAAGUGGGAAGAGACGAAGAAUCGGUUUUCAUUUAAAAAAUUUUUCCGCUCUACCAAUUACUAACGUAACAAUCCGAAUUGUGUCAAAACUGUAAAGAGGUUUUUAGUGCCAUUUAGCUAGGUACGAACGGGAUAUUUCUAUAUAAGUGUUUCUAAUGAGCAAUUUAAAGAACAGCAUUUGUAUUACCUACGCGUAAGUAUAAUUAUUGUUAGUGAAUAUUUCGUACAGUUUUUAUGUUUAAAAGAAAAGAGAACAAUCACUAUUUUGUGGUUAGACAGCAAUACAUUGAUGUCUAUUGUGUAUUUAUUUAAAAAAACGUCUAAAUACAUUGUUAUAAUCUG